Antechinus flavipes (yellow-footed antechinus) is the source of this 5606-nucleotide messenger RNA. RefSeq names its product ubiquitin specific peptidase 37 (gene USP37). The coding region runs from base 625 to 3582 and encodes 985 amino acids. Gene Ontology annotation, molecular function: cysteine-type deubiquitinase activity. Gene Ontology annotation, biological process: protein deubiquitination. The record is from RefSeq and is a predicted model, not a curated record. NCBI's taxonomy places the organism in Eukaryota, Metazoa, Chordata, Mammalia, Dasyuromorphia, Dasyuridae. The transcript is spliced from 26 exons.
AGAAGGGGGGGGGGGGAUGAGGUUGAGCUGCGCAGGCGUGGCGGGAGUCCGGCUGCAGCUGCUUAGUGUUGAGGGGCGGUGGCAGGAGGCGGGGUGAGAAGAGGCGGGACGAAAAGCUGUGCGUAUGCACGCACUCCCUGCGUCUGUCCGACCUGCCUCGGCAUUACGCGCGGAGCGAGGGAGUGCGUGCGUGCGUGCGUGUGCGUGCGGUCCCGGUUCCCGCCAUCAGCCGCCGGCCCUGACGGGGGGCAGAGCGCGCCAGCUUCUCUGCACCCGGCGUCCCCUUUCCCCCCUCCCCCUCCCGCGUCCCAGCUCGGCUCCUCGAGGGGCUCCCGGAGCUGCCGCUGCAGCUGAGUUGAUGUCUUCGGGAGGACUGGAAUAGCUGCAGACUAUGGGUAGUUCCUCAAGAAGAGUUCUUUACCUAUGGCACAAGCAUCAAAAUAAAGACUAUUGGAAGUAAUGACACUUGGCGGACAUGCAUUGUUAUUUUGAGAGGAGUUAUAAACAGCUGAAUAGACAAAUAAUGGAAUCAGAUUGGUGGAAACACUAUUUCUUUUUGAACCUUUCAGGUGAAGUUGUGAUUUUCUUUUUAAUUUGGGUAGAAGCAAUUUAUUUUUAAAAAGUAUGACUCCUUUGAAGAUACAUGGUCCUAUCCGAGUACGGAGCAUUCAGACGGGGAUUACAAAAUGGAAAGAAGGAUCAUUUGAAAUUGUGGAAAAAGAAAAUAAAGUCAGCCUAGUGGUUCACUAUAAUGCUGGAGGAAUUCCAAGGACAUUUCAGCUAAGUCAUAAUAUAAAGAAUGUGGUUCUUCGACCUAAUGGAGCAAAACAAAGUCGUCUGAUUCUUACACUGCAGGAUAACAGCUAUUUGUCCAUUGACAAAGUACCAUGUAAGGAUGCAGAUGAAAUGAGGCUGUUUCUGGAUGCAGUCCAUCAAAACAGACUCCAUACAGCCAUGAAACCUUCCCAGGGGUCUGGUAGCUUUGGCGGAGUUCUCGGGAGCAGGACUACACAGAAGGAAGUCAACAGGCAGUACUCUUACAUAGAAAAUCAGACUUCUUCAAAAAAAGCAAGCUUGGAAUCCAAAGAUGAUACAUUUCGAAAAGUUCUUGGUAAUCCAGGCAGAGGAUCCACAAAGACCCCAACAGGAAGUAUCAUGAGUGGGACCCGCAUACAUACCUCUCUGUCUUCUACUUCAACACCUUUAAGAACAGGAUUAUUAGAAAAUCGGAGUGAGAAGAGAAAAAGAUUGCUCUCAUCAGGGUCAGAAAUGAAUGAAGAUUACCCCAAGGAAAAUGAUUCAUCCUCGAACAAUAAAGCUAUGACAGAUCCUUCAAGGAAGUAUUUAAACAACAGUAGAGAGAAACAGCUAAGCUUGAAACAGGCAGAGGAGAAUAGAACAUCAGGACUUUUGCCCCUACAGUCAUCAUCCUUUUAUGGUAGUAGAGCACUAUCAAAAGAUUACUCUCCUGGAAAUUCAAACCUAGACAGGACUAAUGUUUCAAGCCAGACUCCCUCUGCCAAAAGGAGUUUGGGGUUUCUUUCCCAACCAGCUCCUCUGUCUGUUAAAAAACUAAAGUCUAACCAGGAUUAUACUGGAUGGAAUAAACCAAGAGUGCCCCUUUCUACCCAUUCACAGCAACAAUUACAAGGCUUUUCAAAUUUGGGAAAUACUUGCUACAUGAAUGCCAUUUUACAGUCCCUAUUUUCACUCCAGUCAUUUGCAAAUGAUUUGCUUAAGCAAGGUAUCCCGUGGAAAAAAAUACCACUUAAUGCACUUAUCAGACGUUUUGCCCACCUUCUUGCUAAGAAAGAUAUCUGUAAUUCAGAAACAAAAAAAGAUUUGCUGAAAAAGGUAAAAAAUGCCAUUUCAGCUACUGCAGAGAGAUUCUCUGGCUACAUGCAAAAUGAUGCACAUGAAUUUUUAAGUCAGUGUUUGGAUCAGCUAAAGGAAGACAUGGAAAAGUUAAAUAAAACUUGGAAGACUGAGCCUUUAUCUGGGGAAGAGAAUUCUCCAGGACGGACUUCAGAUGAUGUUGCAGCUACCAGGAUAUACACAUGUCCUGUUAUUACUAAUUUGGAGUUUGAGGUCCAGCAUUCUAUCAUAUGUAAAGUAUGUGGUGAAACUGUUCCCAAACGUGAACAAUUUAAUGACCUUUCCAUUGACCUGCCUCGAAGAAAGAAACCACUACCUCCUCGGUCAAUCCAAGAUUCUCUUGAUCUUUUCUUUAGGGCAGAAGAGCUUGAAUAUUCCUGUGAGAAGUGUGGUGGAAAGUCUGCUAUUGUCACACAUAAAUUCAACAGGCUCCCCAGGGUCCUUAUUCUUCAUCUGAAACGAUACAGCUUCAAUGUGGCCCUCUCACUCAACAACAAGGUUGGACAGCAAGUCGUUAUUCCAAGAUAUUUAACUUUGUCAUCCCAUUGCACUGAAAACACAAAACCUCCCCUUACUUUGGGUUGGAGUGCACAUACAGCAAUUUCUCGGCCAUUAAAAGCAUCCCAAAUGGUGAAUUCCUGCACCAUCAGCACUUCUACCCCUUCAAGGAAAUAUACAUUCAAAUCUAAGAGUUCUUUAGGAUUCUCCAUUGAUUCAGACAGCGAGGAUGAGCUAUUAAAACGUUCCGUGGCCCUUGGCCAGAGACUUUUUGAAAUGCCAAGCAAGGAGCAACAAGAAGACCUGGAAAAAGGUUCCAAAAAAUGUAAAAUGGAAUCAGAUAAAUCAGAAUUGGGAAAUUCAGGAUUUGAUGGAAUGAGUGAAGAUGAACUUCUGGCAGCUGUCUUGGAGAUAAGUAAGAGAGAAGCCUCAUUGACUUUGGCUAAUGAAGAUGAUGAUAAACCUACCAGCAGUCCAGAUACAGGGUUUGCAGAGGAUGAUAUGCAAGAUAUGCCUGAAAAUCUGGAAUCUCUGGAGGCAGAAAAAUCAAAAGCCCCUAUUGAAGCUGGUCCUGCCAGUUUCACUGAGAUCACUAAAGAUUUUGAUGAGAAUAAAGAAAACAAAACUCCAGAAGGGUCUCAGGGGGAAGUUGACUGGCUCCAACAGUAUGAUAUGGAGCGAGAGCGGGAGGAAGAAGAGCUCCAGCAGGCCCUUGCUCAGAGCCUCCAGGAGCAAGAGGCCCGAGAACAGAAAGAAGAUGAUGACCUCAAAAGAGCCACAGAAUUAAGUCUUCAAGAAUUUAAUAACUCCUUUCUGGAUGGAAUGGGUUCUGAUGAUGACUCUGGAAAUGAAGAUGUUUUUGAUAUGGAGUACACAGAAGCUGAAGCAGAGGAAUUGAAGAGAAAUGCUGAGACAGGAAAUCUUCCUCAUUCUUAUCGACUCAUCAGUGUUGUCAGCCAUAUUGGAAGUACAUCUUCUUCAGGCCAUUACAUUAGUGAUGUGUACGACAUUAAGAAGCAGACCUGGUUCACUUACAAUGACCUGGAGGUAUCUAAAAUCCAAGAGGCCUCUGUUCAGAGUGAUAGAGACCGGAGUGGUUACAUCUUCUUUUAUAUGCACAAAGAUAUCUUUGAUGAGCUGCUGGAAACAGAAAAGGCCUCCCAGCUGCUUAGCAUGGAGGCCGGGCGGAUCACCCGGCCAGCACUGUGAGGAGCCCACUCCCAGGUGUGGGGGCAUCUGUGUGUGCACACGACUGUCUCGUUUUUGUGUUUUUCCACCUGAGAAUUCUGAACUUAGAACUGACACAGGAGUGACAAACAGCUCAGGGCCGAACCAAAACAUAGAAAGCUUCAAACCAGGGAAGUUCUUCAUGCAUGGAAAUCCUUGAACCUCACACCUGUAACUGAUCAGCCUUCUCUCCAAGAGCAGAGUGGAGCUUUCUGUAGUUCCGGGAAUCUAGACACACACACACACACGUACGUACGUACGUACAUGCAUAAACAUUCACACACAGUUACAUACACACGCUCUGAUACGUACACCUGUGUGUACAUGUGUGUUUGUAUAUAUUGGACAGAAUGGAGCCUUAAAGAGUUGGAAUGAGCCACAAGACUUUGUUUGCUCGGAAUUCGUAGCAUAGUUGGUAUGGAGAAGAAAUGGAAGAAAGUGACAGGGGGAUUUUCAAGUUCAUUCAACUGGGAAACGGGUGAAGAAACCACCUGUAUCACUUGCCAUUUGCGUAUUUUUAUGCCCUUCAUGAGCAGUUUGAGCAAUAGUUUAUAACUUUGAGUGUAUGUUUCAUUAGUAAAGUUCACUGGAACCCCAACUUUCCACAAACACUAAUGAUAGUUCUUCCGGCUAAAGGGGAUGUUUCUGUCAUUUGAGAUGAAGCAUGUUUUGGUUAUUUAAUUAUCAUUAUUUCAUGGGUUUGUAACUCCUCUACAGUUUACAUGCAGUUCUAGGAAAUGAAAUGUUGGUGCUGAGGAAUGUGUUGUAACAUUUUCAUCAUCCUUCACAGUUUUUGCUCAUUGUAUGCUUUGUGCGUUUAAAAAAAAAAAGUUUUAAUUCACACAGUGUAUUCCUUUAUUCAGUCAGCAUUUGUUCUUGUUACUGGCUUCCUUUCAUUUAUUCCAAUAUCGUUCCCACUUGAGAUUAGACAUCAAUUAUUUCACGCUGCUUCUGGAGUUAGCCAAAGCAUCCUAUAAAAAUUGGGCAAAAAUGUUGCCCCAAAUAGGAACCAUUGACAGAUGAUCUUUGAAAGGUUCCUCGUCUUUCUCAUUCCCAGAUAUCAAAAGGUGUUCUUUAUUCUGGAGUACUUACCCUACCCCAAAUGUAAAAAUGAGUGUGCAUUGGGACAGGGCUUAAACAUUUAAAACCAUUUAGUCUCUUGAUGCAUUUCUAAGAAGAAUUGAAGUGAGGAUGAUUUGGGAGAGUCCCAGUCACUGUAAAGUUUAGUGAAUUGACCUCAUCUGCUUGAGGUUGAGGAUAAAUAUGGCUGAAAAACUAAGCACUCUACAUUUCAGUAAUUGCUCAAAUGACAUAAAGCAGAUUGGUUAAACAACUUGAGAAACCAUAUAAAGGAUGAUUUUUUUUUGGUAGGUAAAAUCCUGUAACAACUAAUUUUGAGAGCUUGGCUCCAUCAUUAGAUUCCCAUGCAGCUUGGUGUCAUGAAGUAAAACUUGAUAUUUGUCUCAUUCCUUUAUUACAAAGAAAUGUGUUAAGAACUGUAGGCUCUAAAUUUGGGCCAGGUUACAGUUUUAAUACCUUAUGGAAAUAUGGAAGGUUUUUUUCUUAAAAACUACUUUCUCAUAUUGGUGUCAAGGCUGGUUGUCAUUACUCUCUUGAGAGGGGAGCAGGCAAGGGAGAACUGUGGAUUUUUUUUUUUAAACCACUAUUCAUAAACUUAAACUAAAUUAAUGGUGUUGGGAGGCUGGAAAUCUUUUCCUUUGAAGAGCCUUCAGCAUUACAGACAUAGCUUUGUUCUGCAUUCUGUUCUGUAAGCGAAACCUCUUCUUACCUGGAUUGUUUUGUAUUGUGACAACCACAAACAAGAAAUGCUUUUGACCCCUCUCUAUAUCACAUGCACUGCUGUAUCAUAAACUAUCAAUUUUGUAUUGUUGGUGAGAGAAAUCUAAGGGAAAAGCUUAUUUUAAUAUAGGUUUUGUUUUGUUUUGCAACAUUUCCAACAAAAAAACCUUUAAGAAAAAUAAAGGUAAAACAAGUCUUACAGUAAA